UUAUUAUUCAGUGCCACUCUCAUCUAAUUAACUCCAUAUAUAUCUUACAAUCAUUCAUCACUUCCCCAUUUUCUCAAUUAUUCAACAAUAUAUAAUAAUAAUCUCUCAAAGCCAAAGAAGAUGAAGCUAUCUUUUGUAACUCUUCUUCUUGUGUGCCUUGUGCUCACCUCUUCUUUCUUUGAAGCCUCAAUGGCUCGUCCAGCAGUUUUGUGUGGGGCAAAGUGUGCAAGGAGGUGCUCAAAGGCAGGGAUGAAGGACCGGUGUUUGAGAUUCUGUGGGAUAUGUUGCAGCAAAUGCAAGUGUGUACCUUCAGGAACCUAUGGCAAUAAACAUGAGUGCCCUUGCUAUAGGGACAUGAGGAACUCUAAGGGCAAACCUAAGUGCCCUUAAUUCAAUUCAUUCUUUCUUAUUAUACCAUCUUUCGUUUCUAGUUUUUUAUUCUUAAAUUAUAGAUCCAUAUUAAUUUCAAGAGUUUAAACUAGAAACUUAAUAUGUUAUAAUUAAUAAGAUAUGCAUGUUAUUAUUCCAUUAAGGACCCUUAUUAUUAGCAUAUUAAAUUUAUUUUUCCUUUAUUUUAUUUAUGAAAUUAUGAUGUGUAUUAUUAUUAUCAGUGAUGUUUAAUUUUUGGGUAUAUUUGUGUAUUUUGUAUAGACGUGGUAUGUAUGAUGAGAAUGGGAAUAAAUGUGGGUCCUAUAUAUUUUGGUGGUGUGUAUGCAUGUGAAUUAUUAUUAAUUAUUAUUUUGUCUUAUUAUUUGGCUUUGUUUAGUUAAUAAAGGUAAUUAUUUUAUAAGAAAUUUUACUUAAAUUUUUAUCUCUCUUUUUGUUACAAUAUUUCUUUUAUUUUCCUUUGUCCGUAUCUACUAAGAGUUUAUUAUGAGAUAGAAAUUCUUGGGUUAGAAUUUAUAGAAGAAAAAGUAAGUGGUCCAAUUAGUGAAGCAUGUGGGAGCAAACUAAUAAUAAUUAAUAAUGCUUUGUUCGUACUUGGUAAAUGAAAGAGGAUCCAGAUUUAU
Messenger RNA from Arachis stenosperma, 1010 nucleotides. RefSeq names its product peamaclein-like. Bases 121 to 390 code for a protein of 89 amino acids. Lineage: Eukaryota; Viridiplantae; Streptophyta; Magnoliopsida; Fabales; Fabaceae. The transcript has 2 exons. The record is from RefSeq and is a predicted model, not a curated record.